GGGAAAAAAAAUGAAAAAAGGCAAAUCAGUGGCAUAUGUUUUUCAGGAACUUCAUGUGGAUGAGAAGGCUUCAUCCUCCGGUGUCACACUCUCCCUCAGCAGCUUCUCUUUUUCUACCCAUAACCUUCAAAUGAAUUUCCCUCUCUCUUUUUGUCUCAAUUUAGAACAAGUAUACAACUGAAGGAAAAGAUAAAACAGAGAAAUUUCUGUGUUGAUUGAAUAGAAUAAAAGAGAUACACACAAAGUCUACUAACAAAAAGAUUAUCAAUUCUUUAUAUUUUCCUUUUUCAGAAUUUAAUGGUUGAUAUGGCAGUUGUUGGAGGAAGAGCUGUAGCAAUUUCUGGCUUUCCAUCUUCUUCAUACUUUUGCAGGAAUGUCAAACCCACCUCCUCCACAUUCUCAUUGCAAAUGGUUUGUAAAUCAAUAAUUUCGCGUGGAUAUAUUGCUUGCUCAGCUGUGCAAGAAACUUCAACUUCAGCAGUUGCUGCUGAAACAAAAGAGGUGAAAACUGAGGAGAAAGAAGCUCCUGCUGAAACAAAAGUGGUGAAAACUGAGAAGAAAGAAGCUCCAACAAAGCCCAAACCUGCAGCAAGAGCUGCAAAAGCUCCUGCAAAACCUCUGCCUCAGAUGAUGGAGGAAGAUGUCAUCCCUUCGCUCAAAGCAGUACUAGAAGCUCAAGAGGAUCUAUCCAACAUUGAACUAUCUUUCCAAGACAAUAAGUUGGAAGGUUCACUUACGAAGAAGGGCAAUAUCUAUUACUUCUGGGCAUUUUUUCCCAAUGGAGUCCUAACAGGUCCAAAGGGGUUUUCGUUGUCAUCGUACGGUUUGGAAGCAAGCACCGUGGAGCCAUUUCUGAUCGAUGAGAAGAAAAUCACAGCAAAGCAUAUUGUGUUCUGGAUUGAAAAGCGCCUGGCAGCUCAGGGAAUCAUUCCUGUGUGGCAAGAAUGAUCACUUCAUAAAUUUGCAGACUCAUUUUAAACAACAGAGCUCAGCAUAUCUACAUCCCCUUUGGAUCAAUGUGAUUACAACGGAAUCCACAGGUUCUAAAAAUGAACAGUCGAAGCUGAUCCCUUAAUGUUAAGGAUGGAUUAUUUACCAUUCA
Messenger RNA from Mangifera indica (mango), 1102 nucleotides. RefSeq lists its product as uncharacterized. The record is from RefSeq and is a predicted model, not a curated record. Lineage: Eukaryota; Viridiplantae; Streptophyta; Magnoliopsida; Sapindales; Anacardiaceae. Bases 298 to 948 code for a protein of 216 amino acids. The transcript has 6 exons.